AUUUUCAAAUCCAAAAUAAUUUUGGGCAUGAAUUAUUAUCGUUGUUAAUAAAACUAGGUCUUUAUAAUAUGGGAAGAAAGUGUAUGAUUUGUGGUAAUACACAGAAUCCACUUUUUGGAAUUCCUGCGGAAGUAGAUCUUAGAAACAAAUGGUUUGAAUCACUUUCAAAAUUUUGUGAUCUGACCAAGAUAAACGAUCAUACUGUUGUGUGUUCCAAACAUUUUGCAACAGAAUGUAUUGUUAGAAGCGCAAAAAGUACUCGUCUUAAUAAACAAGCGGUUCCGUUUAUAUUCAAUCCUACUGAUCCUGACAUUUCUAGUACCCAACCAACAAAUCCUUUUUUAGAAGACACUCAUCCAACUUCCGUUUCCUCAUUCCAAAAUGCUAAUAAGGAAACUAAUGUUUCCACAUGUGAUGAUUUAAGUGCGAAGGAUAAACAAGAACUUAAAGAUCUCAGGUACCACAACAAAGUUUUAAAGCAACAAUUGAGUAGAAUGAAACGAAAGAAUUCUGAAUGUUUAUCAAAAAUGAGAGAGUUAGAAGAAAAAGUAAAAAAUUUGGAUGCUUUAAAAAUAACCAAAAUUAUAGAAGACGCAAACAACGCAGAUGAAAAGUCAAUAUUUCUUUUGGACUUGAUAAAAAAUCACUAUAAAAAAAUACCUAGGUGGUCAGAAAUGUCUCUUCGUCUGUGUACUGUCUGGAGAUUUUGUUCGCCGAAAGGUUACAGAUUUUGCCACAAUAACUUACUAAAACUGCCUUCAAAAUCGACUAUAUCCAGAUUCCUUGGAGACUUUCAUGGUCAAAAUAAGCUGAUCCAAGAGCGAUUGUGUGCAGAAAUUGGUCAAUUAAAAAAGCCAGUUGAAAGGAUCUGCUCCUUAAUAAUGGACGACAUGUCCAUAAAAGAAAAAGUUCAUUACUGUAGGGCAGAAGAUCGAAUUUAUGGCUUAGAGACAACAAGUUCUACUCGUGUUGGAACUAAGCCAAAAGUAGCCAACAAGAUGCUUUGUUUUGUGGUGCAGGGAUUGAGUACUAGAUAUACAAUACCAGCAGGGUAUUUUUUCCACUCGUCGUUAACAACUCAGGAAUUAUAUUUAUUAACAAAAAACAUUUUACAACUUCUGACAAACUGCGGCUACAUUGUGAUUAGAUUUGUUACAGACAAUAUUUCAACAAAUGUCGCCCUCUUUAAAAAAUUUGGAAACGGAUCACUGAAAAAUUCCAUUAAUCAUCCCAUUCUGGAACAUAUUCCACUAUUUUUGAGUUUCGAUUUCUGCCAUGCUCUAAAAAAUGCACGAAAUUUGUUUUUAGACCAUGAUAUGUAUUCUUCUCAAGGCAAAAUUUCAUCAUGUUACCUCAAAUUAUUGUAUGAUUUGCAGAAGGGAAUGCCAGUAAAGCCUGUCAGAUAUUUAACAAAGAAGCAUCUAUUUCCAUCAAACUUUGAAAAAAUGAAUGUCCUAAGAGCAAUCCAAGUUUUUUCACCUACUGUAACCUCUUCUUUAAAAUUUCUAAAAGCUGCAGGGGACGAUCGUUUUGUAGACGCUGAUGCCUCUAUAUUCUAUAUGGAAAACAUGUACCAUUUUUUUCAGGUGCAUAAUGUUUCAAGCAGAGAUCACUAUCUUCGUUCACUAGAUAGCAGUAUUGCACCAUAUGUGCAUAUUUCAGAUGAACGUCUUGACUGGUUAAAUCUCACAUUUCCAAAGUAUAUUGACGAUAUCCAGAAGACUUCUGUAGAUGUUGGAUUUAAAGGUCUUACUAAGGAAACAGCUCAUGCGUUACAAUUCACGGCAAAAAGCAUAUACCUCUGUGUAAAUUUUUUGCUAAGCCAGGUUGGCUUCUAUUAUGUUGUAACGCGAUCCUUCAGCUCAGACGCAGUAGAGGCCAUGUUUUCACAUGUAAGACUGAAAGGUGGUUCUAAUGAUGCCACAGAUGCCAGAGCUGCAGAUUAUGCAUUAAGGCAAAUUCUUCGUUGUGGGAUUGUUAAAGCUUCCCAUUCCUCAAACACUGCUGAAAAUGUUAACUAUAUUAGUCCUGUAAAUAUUUUAAAUUUACAAGAAAACAGAGAGAGCUUUACUAAGCACACAGAACAACUCAUAUUUCCAAUUGAAGUACGAAGAAAUAUUCACAAUCUUAAGAAGUGCAUCAUACCUGAUAAUAAUAUUUUCUCAGCAUCAGUAGCUUUCUUGGCAGGAUACAUAAUAAAAAAAUUAGAAGAUAUAUUUCAUUGUGAUGAAUGUUUAACACCUCUAUUAUGUACUAGCAUUCCAGGUCCUUUGCUACAAUUGAUUGCCAUUCAAAACCGAGGAGGUUUAGUCUAUCCCAAAGAUAUCUUUGUUGGUAUUAUUCAGCUGAUAGCUGAAAGCAUCCAGCAAAUGUUGCCAUUUCUACAACAUGAUAAUCCUGGUAAAUACAUACUUGAAGAACUGUAUCCACACCUUGUGCAAAAUCCCAUUUUCGUCUGUGCAAAUCACAGGGAUUCUGUGUGCAAAUAUAUAAUCAAAACGACUGUAAAGCCAGUUCUCAGCAAUCUUUGCUUGGAGACCACAGAUUCUGUCAAGAGAUUUGCAUUAAAUUUUAAACCUAAAAGUCGAAAAGUAUUGAAAUUGUAA
Molecule: messenger RNA, 2606 nt
Organism: Zophobas morio
Lineage: Eukaryota; Metazoa; Arthropoda; Insecta; Coleoptera; Tenebrionidae
Exons: 3
Coding region: 69-2606 (845 amino acids)
Source: RefSeq, a predicted model, not a curated record